Hemibagrus wyckioides is the source of this 2568-nucleotide messenger RNA. RefSeq names its product KDEL endoplasmic reticulum protein retention receptor 2b (gene kdelr2b). Bases 154 to 792 code for a protein of 212 amino acids. Gene Ontology annotation, biological process: protein retention in ER lumen; endoplasmic reticulum to Golgi vesicle-mediated transport. Gene Ontology annotation, cellular component: endoplasmic reticulum; cis-Golgi network; membrane. The transcript is spliced from 5 exons. NCBI's taxonomy places the organism in Eukaryota, Metazoa, Chordata, Actinopteri, Siluriformes, Bagridae. The record is from RefSeq and is a predicted model, not a curated record. Gene Ontology annotation, molecular function: ER lumen protein retrieval receptor activity.
GAAGCGCUGAGGAGCCCGUGUCUUUAUAGCAGCUUUUGGUGUUGUGUUUGAGUUACAGCCGAUUUAAUAUCCUUUUUUUCCUUCGCUUUUCCUCUCUCUCUCUCUCUCUCUCUCUCUCUCUCUCUCUCUCUCUCUCUCUCUGCGGACGGAAUCAUGAAUAUUUUUAGACUCACCGGGGAUCUCUCGCAUUUAGCUGCUAUCAUCAUCCUGCUGCUGAAAAUAUGGAAGAGCAGGUCCUGUGCAGGUAUAUCUGGGAAAAGCCAGGUUCUGUUUGCAUUGGUUUUCACAACACGCUACUUGGACCUUCUGACCUCGUUUAUCUCGCUGUACAACACUACCAUGAAGGUUAUCUACAUUGGAUGUUCGUAUGCCACAGUGUACCUGAUCUAUGCCAAGUUCAAAGCCACCUAUGAUGGAAACCAUGACACUUUCAGGGCGGAGUUCCUGGUCGUUCCUGUGGGUGGUCUCGCUUUUCUCGUCAACCACGAUUUCACUCCUCUGGAGAUCCUGUGGACCUUCUCUAUCUACUUGGAGUCUGUGGCCAUCCUUCCUCAGCUCUUUAUGAUCAGUAAGACCGGCGAAGCUGAGACCAUCACCACACACUAUCUGUUCUUCCUGGGCCUCUAUCGUGCCCUUUAUCUCAUCAACUGGGUGUGGCGCUUCUACUUCGAAGGCUUCUUCGACAUGAUCGCCAUCGUGGCAGGCGUGGUGCAGACCAUCCUUUACUGCGAUUUCUUCUAUCUCUAUGUAACAAAAGUGCUGAAAGGGAAGAAGCUGAGUUUGCCUGCUUAAGCGAGUGACAGAGACAGAGCUUUAGCGGUCGUGUGCAGAAGCGCAGGACACACAGCGCUGACCUCACGCUCGUGUUAAGACGCCCGGAGGAGUGCAACACGGAUCUGUUAUUUCCCUCAACCCCCCGAGCAGCUCUGGGACAGUUCUGGAUUCAAACUGUGGUAAUCACACAGCUCCUCCUCCAGUCUCCACCUUUUACACCCUUUUUUUAUUACUUACUCAGAUAAAAGAAAAGAAAAGAUCACUUCAAUUUGGCUCGAGUAUAAAACGCUGUUAAAAAAAACUAAUCACAUGUAUGAGUAUGUGACGGUCGAUGGGAUUAUUCUUCUGCGGGUUUUGUUUUUGUGAAAUUCGAGUGAAUGUACCAUAUUUUCUAGAGCGUAAGACGUGACAUUUUAAGGUGUCACUCUUUAAUCAGUUUUUGGGGAUUGUUGCGGCCAAAAUCACGAUACAAAAUGGGAAAUCUACUUGAGUUGAUAUCGAUUCGGCCCGGAGAGACGGUUUAAAAGGUGCUAAUAUGCGGUUUUAAGGUAGGUGUGUAAGCUCAGUAGUUACAGGAAGAUGAAAUCAUCAGUUCAGUCGUCGUCAUGCUGGUAAACAAAAAUAUUGUUGUCAUGGUGAUCACAAUUUUCUGCAAUCAUCUCGGAGAAACGAACGUGCCCCAGCGCCGUAGAUGGUCAGCAAGGAGCUCCAGCAUUUACAGAAGGGUCAAGCCGUGCGUGCAGACGCGUCCGCUUCGGACCCGACACAAGGAUUUACGAUGUAGAAGUGCAGCACAUGCAUCAGCUCAGGAAACAACACCGCAACACACAAACAUCCAACCCUAAAAUGCAGAUUUAAAGAUUCUAUGACGUCGACAUGGUACAUAAACAUGAUUUACGCUCUCAUUUGACUGGUAGGGUUUUCUGGAAAAUAUGGUACAUUUAUUUAUCGAAGCUGCGAAGUUGAUUCGGUUGGAUUAAUUACUCUGUGGCAAAAUUGAUUGAAUUAUGUGUUAUUUUUUCAUUUUUAUUUUUUCUUAUUUUCUUUUAAACUCAAAGUACAUUUCUCAGUGUAGAGGGUUACCUUUUAUUAUUUUUUUAUUUAAUUUUUUUUUUUUUUUUUUUUUAAAUUUUAAACAAGAAUAAAAAAACGCACCUUUUUUUAAGUGUUUUCCUGAACUAUAAAUUAUAAAUAAUCGAUUCUGUAGCAAUGUGAACGAGCGAAGGUUUGAUAUCGGUCCCGUGAUUCCUAUACGCAUCAGCUUGCAGUAUUGACACACUGCCUUUAUAUGUCUUAUUUAAAAUGAAUUAUUCGAUUCAUCGGCCAUUUUAUUUACUCGAAUAACGCGUUCGGAUUUUUAUUCGCUUUCCCUCGUCUGAUUACGAACGAUCUGAUCUGAUCUGAUCUGAGCUGAUUGCAUCUUAUCCGGUCAUUCUAAAAAAUAUAUAAAUUGUUUAUCAAGAAUUUAUUUUAUAAUUGUUUAUCAAAUUUAUCAAGAAAUUAUAGAAUGUAACGGAGGAAUUUGCUGUUUUUUAAUGCAUCGAUAUUAUUUUUUUUUUAUCAGCUUGACCCACAGAGCUGUAAAGCAUGAUUUGUAUAUUGAGUUUUCUUCAUAUAAAAAGUCUUAUUUGUCAUUUCCGAGGGAAGGGGAUUGUCGCAAAUUGGGUUAAAAGAGUUUUACUGAGUGGUGUUUCCAUCUGUUUUUCACUUAAUUUCUGAUUUCUGAUUGUUAUUAUUAUUAUUUUUAAAUUAACCUUCACGACAUCCAUCUCAAAUAAAGAUCGUUUGAGAAAC